Amoebophrya sp. A25 is the source of this 5514-nucleotide messenger RNA. The record is from the annotation of a GenBank genome assembly. Lineage: Eukaryota; Dinophyceae; Syndiniales; Amoebophryaceae.
AGGUAUCACUCCCACGGAAAAUUUGAUCUUUUGGAUACUUUUUUUUUUGUUCGAUUUUUUAUGUUUCAAUAUAUGGCGCGACAUCCAAAAAUAUGAAUUGCAGUUAGUAAAUUAUGUUGGCGUAGCGUGAUGCUAAUGCUCCGGCCAAAGAGAUGAUCCAGGUUUUCGUGGCGCACCAUUGACGGACACGCCGGAAGUUCUAGGAAAGGACGUGCGCCAAUCGUCCUGUAGGAGAAAACGGAAAAUCGUGGAGAAACAAGACGCCAACGACGAACAUCGAGGGAGAUCUGUAAUUAUAGGAUCCACUACGGCCUGCUUGGCACCAGCGGAUCACCGCGAUGGCCGCGGCUGAGCUCGAAACAGUGAAGGCUGAGAAGUAUCAGCUUCAGCAAUAUGCGGAUAAAGUGACGAAGGAGCUGCACCGGCUCGUCGAGUCGGGUAUCAUUAUGAUAUUUCUGGUCGCUGAUUUCAACUUCGGGUACUCAGCUUUAAUCGAUCCAUCGCAGAAUAGCAUGUGAUCUAUAGUUUUCUUUGGCUCUCUCUAGCUUUUCUUGCUGCCCCUUUUGUCUUCAGGCUUCUAACUUCUCAAAACUACAGGCGGCUCAGCGUCCUCAACAAAGCGCGAUGAUUUGGAGCCACCAGUGAACUUGCCACCAUGGGCUACGAACAUGCAGUUGAUGAGCCCGCUAAUCCGGGUGUAUGAGGAUAGAGUACGAGAAUUGGAAACCAUACUAGGGAAGUCAGCUGGCUUGGCAGAGCAAGCGGCGGCACUCACAAAUGAGAAUGAGGCGCUUCGCGAAGAACUAGUUCAAAAAAGCGAGCAUAUAGCACAGCUUCAAAGCAGGGAAUAUCUUGGCGGUAUACGUAUGAAUAUCUAAUAUAGCUUGGCGACCACAGAUUACCCGACGUAAUUACUUAGGUUUCUGUGUUUCAUCGUAACUUUUUUUGAUUGCUCGCUUAGAAAUGUUGAUGAACUCUUUCAUGCACAACAGUGUCCGUAUUUUUCUAGCAUAGUUUACAAAAACAAACAUCUAGAAGGUUCUUCAAGUAGCGCUGGGGGACUCGGUGCAGCGCAGGUGAGAAGUCGGUUUGAGGAGGAGCGGGAUGAGGUCGACGCUCUAUAUCGCAUGAGCAUUGAGCAGAACGAGGUGUUGGCUCAACAAAAUGUGCUUUUGAAAGCGCAAAUAGAGAAAAUGAUGCUCUCACUGCAGUUAUGGAGGAUGUGGAUUUAUGCUGCUGUUUGACACAAUUAUGUCCGUAGCCUUCGAGGCGAAUAUUUACAGUGCGAAAAAGAACGGCAACAACUGUCGACAAAUGAUAGCUCAAUCUAGCCUCCAAAUUCAAUCUUCCUCUCGUGGAUAUUGCCAUACACCGAGCAAUGAUGAAUAUAGGGUACUUCUAACUCAAGAAAUGGAGCCACUGCGGCGGCGGGCACGACAAAGCGAGGAGGUAGAACGACAGCGCGCCGCGGCUGAGGAAGAACUCGAGCGCGUGCGCCAGCAGCUAGCCUUGAAAGUAGACGAGGUGAAGACAGCAGGCGAAAAUGUCAAAAAAAGCAUGGGUCGCGAACGAGAAUGGGAGAGAAAGUUUGAAGCCCUUCGUGAAGAAUCCGACGAACGCGUGGAGAGGAUAAGUGCAGAAAAUUAUGGCCAUCUGAGUACAUCACGAAACACAUUUGAUUUCAUAACGCUCCCGCAUGUUCUUGAAAAAAAUCAUAUUUUUAACUAGAGAUGAGAGUGCUGAUGUCUAUCCAUUGAAGUCCUCAGCCUCUCUUUCAUAAUAUCACGGAGUCUCUGCAGCAGUACCAGGAGUUGAGCGAGGAGCUUGCGGAAAGGCGGAGCAAAUACCUGGUUUUAGAACGGGAAAGCGUGGAGCUGAGCGAUAAGUUUCAGAAGGCACGACGGGAGGCCGAGACGCUAAAGACAGAGAGUCAAAACAUGCUAUGAAAACAGGACUGAUGGUGCCGUUCGAGUAUGAAGGAAGUCUUUCGUUCGAGAAGUACAACGAAAUAUACUUCUAGUAUGGUGCAAUUACACGACAAUUUCUCGCUAUUAAACGUAUUUUUCCCUUAGCUAGAGCUACAAAAAUGUACUUCCUAUCCUUCACAUUUGGUCCUCCUUUCUCACGUGCCAUUAGUUAUCUGUUCUAAUCAGACUGAUCAUGAUGGAGCAGUUGGAGAAAAAAGAGAAGACAACGCGAGUAAACGCAGAGGACUUGAAAGCCAAGCUGGACGUUGCGGAAAAGGACCUAUCAGAGCUCUUCCUAGAGAAAACGAAGCUAGAAGCUCUAGAAUCCACAGUAAGGGAAGGGGCAGACGCAUCAGAGCGAAAACGGAAAGGGGAGAUGGACGUACUAGGCAGUUAAGAAUACUAUAAGAAUUAUCCCCUCCCCUUGCUUCAUAAUCUUCGUAAUUUCUCAUCAUUUUCCCUCCUUUCUUCUGGUCCCGCGUGCAAAUUCUGCAUUGUCCGGUCGCCGUGUGUAAAAAUAGUAUACAAGCCUUUCUCAAAUAAUCAUCAGUGUGUUACUUCUGCUCCUGGCUUGCCAGGGUAUAUAAUAUAUUUCCUCAGUUGUAUAAUAUAAUCAAUACGCAAAUAAAGACAACCAGGUAAUGCUUGAGGAAGUGCGAAGGGCGACAGAGGGUCAGUUGGAAUUGCGACAGAAACGGAUAGACGAUCUGGAAGAUCAGUUAUCCAAAGCCGGCGCGCUCACUCUGGAUCUUCAAACAAAGUACUUUUCGAUCAGACUUUAUAAGCACUUGUUUAACCACGCCCUACCUAGCGAACAAAAUCUAGAACGCUUGUUUCUCUUCUCUGGUUAGGAAAGUAAACAUAUCGACCUCUAUGUAUCUUCUUUCUCAGGUAUGAUUUUCUCGUAAAGCAGCACGCGCACGAUCAGAGUGCUUCCGAGUCCAGACUGCAGUCUGCCGAAAAAAUGAUAACCGAUCUGAGGCACGACCUCGAAGAAAUGCAGAAACGACGCCUUUCACUAGAGGAAGAAGUAGCUAGAAUUGAUAAAAUUCUUAUUAGGCGUCUUGAAAGAAUAUGAGACUUCGUUGUACUUGUUAUCUUCCUAUGAGAUGGUGGUACAAGUGUUCGUGAGUGAAAUUUCUUUGAUCGAUGGAAUAAGUUGUGGCUCGAGCAGUACUCUGGAGAGUGUAUUUCCUUAUCGAUUUUUUCUCUCACAAAGGUUUUCUCGAAGAGUUCGGAAUUGCAGCGACUCGGUGAGCAAUUGCAGCAGAGUUUAAGGCCUUAGCUAAUGCAUGCAAAGUCAGUUUUGUUGUUGCCUUUCAGUUUUGACAUCUGAUAGGACUCUAAAACUAGGCUGUGGCGGCCACUGGUGGAAAUUUUUGAUUAUGACGAUUCGGAUUCCAAGAACCUAAACCUGUCUAAAAACUACGGUGCUGCAAAAUCGUCAACUCCAACGAAGUACCGAGAGCAAGGCUGAACUCACAGGGUCUCUGGAGAACUUCAGGCAGAGACUACAGGCAAAAGAAGAUACCUGUGUCGUGACUGAGCGCCAGAAUGAGGUGCUAGUCAAACGUGUGGCCGACCUUCAAAAACAAGUUCUGUUAUGUCUUGUUGUUGUAGGAGUUGCAUUUCAUAUCACUCUCGCGAGUAAUAGGACAGAGUAAUUAAUAACUGCCUUCUAUAUAUAAAGGAUGUCUCCCUGGUGCUGCCGCUGUUGCUAAUAGAGUAGUCUUUUCGACGUAUCUCCAUAGAUUCUUAUCGUAGAACCUUCUUCGCCGUGCUGUGAAUCACAACAAACUGAUUUAUGAGGCAGUCUUAGCAAACUGAUUUUUUGAAUUUCGCAGCCUUAGCAAGAGGCAGUGCUGGCAAUUUAAUGUAGCCUUUGGAAUUGCCAGCUGUGCUUAGUUUUCCUUUUUCAUAGUAUUCGCGGGAGCGGGAAUACAGUACGAGCCUCGACGACGAGCGUAGAAAGUGGGAUACGGAAAGAAACAGUCUCCUGAGCAAGCUAAAAGCACUCGCAACGAAAAGCAAAGCAGGGGAACAGCGAGCCAUCGAGCUCCUAAAAGUGAUACCAAUCUCACUUCCUCUUGAUACUAAUUUAGUAAAAAUCAUACAUGAGUACAACUAUGUUUGGGAGUCAACAUCUCAACACUACGACCAGUUAUUUGUCCAAGCCCACAGAGAAUGAAAUCUAUUAAUUUUAAAGAUAUACUCGAAGCCAAACGAUGCUUCUACUCUUAAGGUAUUGACUAUUUCCACACGACGUUUAGAGGAUGUACCCAUGGGUGAGCAUGCACCCCAGAGCCAUGGGUACUAGCCUUACUUCUAAACGUGAGAGCACUCAUCUUUCGUUCCUCCUUGAUGAGACCUCUGGCGGCAGUAGUGUGGUUUUACAAGUGCGCAGUGAUUAAGUUCUUAACCCUAUUCUACUUCCUACUUACUUGUACUAAAGCUCUUCUUUAGUCUGUCGCCGCUCUAUCGCACUCGUCGACUCGCUUUCGUGUCAGUAUUUUUGUCUAAGUCUAGUCGCCUCUUCGAAUCCAUUAAUGUCUUCAUCUUCUCUCACAACUACCCACAACUACACACACAAGACUUAGAAGGUACCUCUUCACGAAACUUGCCGCAGCAGCUACGGAGACUUGACGGAAGUCCUCUCUACCUUUUUACUUCAUAGAAAUACUGACUUUGAAAAGACCUAGGUAAGUCUCAUUAUUUAUUUGAAGAAGUUUUUAUCCAUCAUGAUCAAUUGACACAGGUUCAAGAGGAGCUACGCGGACGAUGGCAAGAGGAGCUCACUUUCGAGAAGCGUGCUCUAGAAGAGCAAGUUGAUAAAUUGAAGAAGCAAUGUCUGCAGCUUCGCAUGGGUGCUGUGCUAAACAACAGGAGGUAGCAUUGAAUGCUUUUUUCUAUUUCAUAGGUUGGUCGGCGUCGGGUGAGCUGAUCGAGCAGCUAGAUAUUCGAUUUUGCUUGUUCCGUGUCGGAAGAAAAUUUGGCGUCUAGGAGGAUGCGAAGUCGAGACUCGCUGUGCGCAAGUGGGCCCUUGUCAUUGUUGUUGGUUAUUCUUUAUUUUUUUUUGAUUCAACAUGUGAUAUGCAUUGUUCACUUAGGUUUUGCUAUGGAUACAAUAUCAACAAGGUUCCAAUAUUCGUUCACGGAAGUAACGCGAAGAAAACACGCGUGACUGGCUUUUCCCCUUAUUUUACUCGUAUUUGGCGACGCAUUCAUAGCUCUAUCUGUGUUUCUACCCCAUGGCAAGAUGGCGAAAAGGAUUCACUUGUUUGAUGUAUUUAGCGUGUGCGAUGCACGAAAGCAUGUAGGACUUACGCAAGGUGGAAUAGGCUUAGAUUCACCUAGAGUGGACAUAGAAAUGAUAAAAACAAGAUGUUAAUGGGUAGUCGAGUCAAGUGGAAAAGGGCAGGACGAGGAAUUCACAGGAGCACCGGAGAGACUUGCUUCGAGACUUGGCAAAGGACACUUCGUUGCUACGCAGGACACUCUGUUGACACCAGGAGAGCAUGCAAACUGCCUCCACGAGGUUUGUCUAGAU